GAAAGUUUACCAAUGGUCCGAUGAAUGGUAAUUUUAAUUUGACGGAAACAACAGAGUUACCCUGCCAGUUUGAUUACUAUGAUAUUAUUUCUGAAACAAACAGAAAUUUGACCAGUUUGACAGUAACACGUCCUGAAACAGUUACAAUGAAUAAUUCACUUCAUUCAUCUUAUCGUUAUUAUCCACCGGUAGAGUUUACACCAACAACUCCACCACCAAAUUUAGUUGAAAAAUAUAAAAAUUCUACUGAUUUAUGUUAUAAUCAUAGAGUACAGAAUGAUUCACAAUUAAAUUAUUCUCAUAGAAAUUUAAGAACUGAUUUAAAUACUGAAUGUCUAACAAACACAUGUGAACCAGUGAAUACAUCAGGCAGUGAAAUGCAAUUCAUACGAAAUUCAUCAAAUAAUAUAUCUCAACAAACUAAUAACAUAGGAAUGAAAAAGAAUUUACAGAACACUAUUACUGCUACUACUACUACUACUAAUACUACUACUAAUAAUAAUAGUAAUAAUACCAUUGAUAUUCCAGUAUUUCAUGGGCGACAGCGUAGUAUGCCUAUAUUUAUGCCAUCUUAUACAAUAUACGAUGAUAAUGUACCAGAUAAAAUCAAUAAUGAAAUCACAAUCGACACAGAGAAUUCUCAUGAAUCAAAUCGAUUGACAAUAAUUGAUAAAUCAACUAGACCGAAUACAACUAGUGUUCUAAGUAAUUCUACAACUGAUACAGAGAUAAAAAAUCUUCCAAAAAUUCAUAGAACAACAUCAAAUUCAAGUUCAUUAAAUUUAGUUAUUGAUAUUCAUUUACAUGGUGUUAGUUUACCGGAUAAUCGUAUGACACAAAGUUGUAUACAAGAACAAAAUUUUGAUAAAUCAAUAGAUGAUAAAUUAUUAAAUAAAAAGCAUUAUAGUAAAUGUUCAAUGGAAGAACUUUUAACAAAUAUGAAUUAUUGUACAUUAAGAGAUAAAUCACAUAGAGCGAUAUCAUUAAUUGAUCAACAAAAUUCAUCAUCACAAUCCUCUUCAUAUGAAUUAAAUACUGAAGGAAGUCGAUUAAGUCAAAGAUUGAAUAAGUUACUAUGGAAUAAACAAAAUGAUUUUGGGAAUAGAAUCAAUUCAAAUGAUACAAAAUUAGAUAAUGUAAAUGAAAAUAAAAUGAAAUGUUCAAUGGAUACAAACGGUUGGAAUUCACACAUUCAUAAUUAUAAUCAUAAAUCAGAUGAUAUCAAGCCACGUCUAAGAAAUCGACAUCAGUUGUAUAAUCAUCAUCAACAUCAUCAACAUCACCAACAUUCUAAAGGAUAUGAUCAACCAAUAUAUAUGGAUCAAACAAAUGGAACAUGUGCGGAUGAUUUACGUUUACGUCGUACACCAAUGCCUGUUCAUCGACAGUUGGUAAAUAAUUCUAAAGGUAACAAAUUAAAGUUAUCUACCAUUAAUCGAUAUCCUACCAUGCCAAAUAUUAUUAAUUCAUCAAAAAAUUCCGAUUUCAUUGAACCGAAUUCAGGAACAUUUUCACAGUCGGUUGAUAUUCCAUUGUUGAUUCGAUUGCUUCAAUCAUCCGAUCCAGAUGUUGUAUCAAAUGCAGCUGCUUAUUUACAACAUUUAGUUUAUCGUAAUCCAAGUUUAAAAGAGAAAACACGACUUUCUGGUGGUAUAUCAACUUUGGUUCAAUUACUCUACUCAGAUCAUACACGUAUUUGUCUCAAUGCAGUCGGAGUGUUACGUAAUCUGACAUGUGGAGAUACAUUAGCUAUAAAAAAAGAAUUAGAACGUGUCGGUGGAAUACGUGCAUUGGCUUGGUUAAUUGAAAAUCGUCAAGUCUAUGGAACAACAACUGAUUCAUUUAAAGAUUUAAAUUAUUAUAGACUAACAACUAAUGGUGGCACAGAAUAUGAUGAUUUACAUCAAGCUGUUAAAUCAAUCUUAGAAAAUGCUGCCUCUGUUCUAUGCAAUCUAGCAUCAGUUAGUUGGUUAAAACGAAGUGUUCUACAAGAAGCACUAAUUCCAAGUUUAUUAAAUGUGAUAAUUGUGCCAGCAGCAACAGAAACAUCAAUUUAUGCAUCAAAAGAUAAUGGAGCUCAGUCAAUUAUUAAUAGUAUUCUAUUUCGUAUAGUCACAUCAUUGAUUCGAAAUAUCAGCAGUUCUGAAGAUGAUGAUGUUCGUGAACAAAUGCGUCAAUGUCCUCAACUUGCAACUAGCCUUUUCAGUAUAUUACGUUAUGCAGUAGAACAUCAAUUGUGUGAUAAAAGAUCAAUAGAACAUUGUGUUUGUACAAUUCGCAAUUUAUGUUAUGGUUUACAACAACGACAACAGACACAACAAUUAUCAUCACAAUCUUCUGUAACAUCAUCAAGUCAAGAUAGUAAAUCUCAAGAGAAACAACCACGUAAUGGUUCACUGUUAAGAAUUAAAUCAGCUAGUCUUGUAAGCGGUAGAAAGUCAAAGAGAUCAACAGAAGUCGAAGCAAAAUCUGAAUCAAUGCCAAAAUCAGUUAAUCAGUCGAAAUCCGAUAAUAUUCCUUCACCAUAUGGAGAUGUAGAUUCAAUCAGGACAUUGAUUUACUUAAUACAAUACAGUUCAAAUCCAUACACACUGGAAGCUGCUGCUGGUUCCCUACAAAAUUUAACAGCAGGAAAUGGAAAUUCAAGUGAAUAUAUACGAGAAAUUAUUCGUUUAAAUCAUGGACUACCAUUACUUGUUGAAUUAUUAACUAAUCCAAUGCAUAAUGUUGUUGCUACAGCAGCUAAUGCUUUACGUAAUUCUGCAUUGGAUUCAACUAGUUGUUAUCUAAUUGGCAAAUAUGCAUUAAAUCGUAUUAUACAUGCAUUAGAUCAACAUUCAUGUGGUAUUGUAUUCAAUCUACACUCGAAUCAUUGUAAACAAACACAAAUGAACAAAUUCAUUAAUACCAUGCAUCAUCAUUACAAUAAUAAUCAUAUUAAUAAUAAUAAUAAUAAUCAUAAUCAUUCUAAUUGUAAUUCUGAAUGGCAAUUACCAAUGUACACAUCAAAUUCAUUGGUGAAUAAAUCAAUGUGUUUAACAAAUCAUGAUUCGGUGGUACACUAUGAACAUGAUGAUGUUGAUGAUGAGUUGGUUAAUAUGCAAAAACAAUGUACCACCGGUCUGUUGAGUUUAUGUUGUGUGAUAAUAAAUAAAAAAUUGGAGAAUGCUAGACGUUUUGUUACAUUAGGAGGAGUUGAAAAAUGUCAAGAAUUAUUAAAACUAUGCAAUAAUAAUAAUAAUCAUUUAAUAAAAUUUAAUUAUACUUCUACCGAUCAAUUAAUGAAUGAAGAGAAUAAAACUAUUCAAAUUAUUAUUAAAUUAAUUCAUCAAUUAUUAUUUAUGUUAUGGGAAUUUACUGAAUUACGUCCAGUUUAUAAAUUGGCUGGAUGGACUGAAGCAGAUUUCUGCAUUCAUAAACGUAAUCGUUUAGCAAGCUUGAUAAGACGACGAUCAAAAAGAGUAGAACUACCACAAAGACGAGUACAUUCCAAUUAUAGACAAUAUACAAAUGGUGGUAGUGUUAGUGAUUCAGAAGAAAAUAAACGACAAACCAUUGCUUAUUCAUCAAAUCCAAUCAGAAAUAAUAAUGAAGCUAGUUUUGAUAAGUUUACAAAUCAUUGUGAUGAUUUAAAUGAAUCGGUUUAUAGUUUACAUGGUUAUCGGCCAACAUCAUCAUUAUCAUCAGCAGGCGCUUAUUAUUAUAUGCCAGCUCAAACAAUUGUUCAUGAAUCAUAUAAUUCCGAUGAAAUAAACGCUUAUCAUCAAGAUAGAACACAUGCAGUUUAUGUUGCACAAGGUGAUAUUAAUGAUGUAUCCAAAGAUAAUCAUAAUCAUGCUUUUGAAAUGAUUAAUUUGUAAAAUUGAUUUGUACUAUUGUGUAAUUGUAUGACAACUAACUUGCUUAGAUUUUAUAUCAGUUUUCUUUUUCGUUAAAAAGAAAAAUACCUUUUCAUUUUACUAUCUUUGCAAGCUUAAUCAACAUCUCCAUACCAUUUCAGUAAAUAAGAAUAUAUCAUUGUAAAAUAAAAGUUUGCAUCUAACGGAUGGAUGGAUGUCAAUUGUAAAAGAAACAAAGAGCUAUAUAACACUAUAACUGAUUUGAGUAUUCAAGGGUCAUUGUUUAAGUGCACUGUUUUCAUCAGUCACUGUUGAUCAUCCUACUGACUUUUGAUAUCAGUGGAAACAACCAAACUCACUAGCAUCUAAGUGCACUAAGUUGAUCACUUUGUAUUAUCUGAUGAAACGUGUGUGUGUGUGUGUGUGUGUGCAACUUCAAUAUGUCGGAUAUGAUCAAUUAAUUCACAUUCGGUCACACAAAUAUUAUCAGUUGGUUAAUUUAUUUUCCCUCUUUUCUUCUCUUUUUUCUAAUUUCCUAUAAUUUAUCCCUGUAGAUCUCAAAUUUUUGUUAAGAUAAUUCAUAAAUUGUAGACAACUUGUUUUAACAAAAAGAAAAAACUACCACGAUUAAAAUUGGAUUGUUGUGUAUUGUCUAAU
Molecule: messenger RNA, 4496 nt
Organism: Schistosoma turkestanicum
Lineage: Eukaryota; Metazoa; Platyhelminthes; Trematoda; Strigeidida; Schistosomatidae
Source: the annotation of a GenBank genome assembly